This is a messenger RNA of Cyprinodon tularosa, 846 nucleotides long. RefSeq lists its product as uncharacterized. The transcript is spliced from 3 exons. NCBI's taxonomy places the organism in Eukaryota, Metazoa, Chordata, Actinopteri, Cyprinodontiformes, Cyprinodontidae. The coding region runs from base 16 to 846 and encodes 276 amino acids. The record is from RefSeq and is a predicted model, not a curated record.
CAACAUUUUGCUGCCAUGAGGAUUACGAUGACAUUCCAAAAAUGUCUGCAUCUCUUGUGUUUUCUGAGUACUGCUGUAUUUUACUCUGUAUCAGCUGGAGGUGCUUACUGUGCUAAAACAGCAAGAGCUCGUGCCGCUGCCUUGGGUUUGGAGUAUCCUGGAAUCUAUGGAGCCCCUGAUCUCUCUUCACCAGCUGCCGGUUUGAUGCAUUCUAAAACCUUCAGCUUUGAUAACCCGGCUGCAGCUGAACCUAACACGAACUCUUACAGGGAUAUUCAGGUGGUGGGAACCCCUUUUGAUCCCACACUGUAUAGACAAGUUCUCCCCAGGGCCUCCGGUGGGUUCCAGUUAAGCCAUGACCCAUACCUACAAGCAUCAAGGAGACAUCUGGCUGACCAAAUGCCCCACUUUUCUCAAGGUCAGUUCUUCGGAGAGCCAGAAUCCAGUAUGGAAGCGGUUGGACAUAUUGCUCCACCAACACUUGCUGAAGCCCCCAGCCGUCCCUACCUAGCGACCUGGCACCCUCAAGGUCACAGAGGGCUGCUUCUGUCUGUCCACAAUGAACGGAACCCACCUGGAGAGAAGUAUGCACCCCAAAAACGUGGCCUGCCUUAUGCUGGGCUUUCUUCCCUUCUGAGCAGAAUUCAUGCUUCAUACCAUGGUGGCAUUAAUCCUGAGAGAGCGGUCCCAAUUCCACGCUCUGCUCGUCUCUCGCACAGAAAGCGGAAAUGGCCUGGUUUUUGGAAGGGGGUCAGAAAUGCUGGUCGCCUUGCUCGCAACCCGCAUCAAGUACUUUCUAAAGCUUUGGUUCAAAGCUUGAAAAAAGCAAAGAUGCCUUCGAAAUGA